This is a messenger RNA of Cynocephalus volans (Philippine flying lemur), 1188 nucleotides long. RefSeq names its product opioid receptor mu 1 (gene OPRM1). Gene Ontology annotation, cellular component: plasma membrane; neuron projection. The record is from RefSeq and is a predicted model, not a curated record. Gene Ontology annotation, biological process: G protein-coupled opioid receptor signaling pathway; neuropeptide signaling pathway; sensory perception of pain. The transcript has 3 exons. NCBI's taxonomy places the organism in Eukaryota, Metazoa, Chordata, Mammalia, Dermoptera, Cynocephalidae. Gene Ontology annotation, molecular function: morphine receptor activity; beta-endorphin receptor activity; G-protein beta-subunit binding. The coding region runs from base 1 to 1188 and encodes 395 amino acids.
AUGGACAGCGGUGCGGUCCCCACAAACGCCAGCAAUUGCACCGAUCCCUUGGCGCACUCUUGGAGUUGCUCCCCAGCACCUAGCUCCGGUUCUUGGGCCAACUUGUCCCACUCAGAUGGCAACCUGUCCGACCCAUGCGGUCCGAACCGCACCGAGCUGGGCGGGAGCGACAGCCUGUGUCCCCCGACCGGCAGUCCUUCCCUGAUCACGGCCAUCACCAUCAUGGCCCUCUACUCCGUCGUGUGCGUGGUGGGUCUCUUCGGAAACUUCCUGGUCAUGUACGUGAUUGUCAGAUACACCAAAAUGAAGACUGCCACUAACAUCUAUAUUUUCAACCUUGCUCUGGCAGAUGCCUUAGCAACCAGUACCCUGCCCUUCCAGAGUGUCAAUUACCUAAUGGGAACAUGGCCGUUUGGAACCAUCCUUUGCAAAAUCGUGAUCUCCAUAGAUUACUAUAACAUGUUCACCAGCAUUUUCACCCUCUGCACCAUGAGUGUUGAUCGCUACAUUGCAGUCUGCCAUCCCGUCAAGGCCCUGGAUUUCCGUACUCCCCGAAAUGCCAAAAUUGUCAAUGUCUGCAAUUGGAUCCUCUCUUCAGCCAUUGGUUUGCCUGUAAUGUUCAUGGCAACAACAAAAUACAGGCAUGGUUCCAUAGAUUGUACAUUAACAUUCUCUCACCCAGCAUGGUAUUGGGAAAACCUGCUGAAGAUCUGUGUUUUCAUCUUUGCCUUUGUCAUGCCUGUCCUCAUCAUUACAGUAUGCUAUGGACUGAUGAUCUUACGCCUCAAGAGUGUCCGCAUGCUCUCCGGCUCCAAAGAAAAGGACAGGAACUUGCGAAGAAUCACCAGGAUGGUGCUGGUGGUUGUGGCUGUGUUCAUUGUCUGCUGGACCCCCAUUCACAUUUAUGUCAUCAUUAAAGCCUUGAUCACGAUCCCAGAAACUACUUUCCAGACUGUGUCCUGGCACUUCUGCAUUGCUCUAGGUUACACAAACAGCUGCCUGAAUCCAGUCCUUUAUGCCUUUCUGGAUGAGAACUUCAAACGAUGUUUCAGAGAGUUCUGUAUUCCAACUUCCUCCACCAUUGAGCAGCAGAACUCCACUCGAAUUCGUCAGAACACUAGAGACCACCCCUCCACGGCCAACACAGUGGAUAGAACUAACCAUCAGGUAUGCAAUUUCUCGAAUUAG